Osmia bicornis bicornis is the source of this 3745-nucleotide messenger RNA. RefSeq names its product soluble guanylate cyclase 88E (gene Gyc88E). The record is from RefSeq and is a predicted model, not a curated record. Gene Ontology annotation, molecular function: heme binding; oxygen sensor activity; guanylate cyclase activity. Gene Ontology annotation, cellular component: guanylate cyclase complex, soluble. NCBI's taxonomy places the organism in Eukaryota, Metazoa, Arthropoda, Insecta, Hymenoptera, Megachilidae. The transcript has 13 exons. The coding region runs from base 688 to 3183 and encodes 831 amino acids. Gene Ontology annotation, biological process: response to oxygen levels; cGMP biosynthetic process; nitric oxide-cGMP-mediated signaling.
UUGUUUCUCCCCUCGGUAGAAUCCAUUAUGUAAAUUCAAUUGUACGUCUAAUAAUAAGCCAGCAGAAUACUUCUCAAUGAGUGACAUGAUCGUACGGGGCUAUUAAGAAUAACCAAAGGUGAUUACCAUUUUACUUUCUAUGGAAGCAGCGUUACGUUGCAUGCAAAUGGCAACUGGCUGGGCUCCGCGGGAUUUACGUCCACGAUGGCUCGUUAGUAGUCGUUCUUGGUAUCGGCUUAUUAUAUGAGCUACGUACAUCAUCGCUUGACUUUCUGAUCGAGUUUGCUGGUUAAUAGCAGGAAACUGUGACCUUCUAUGUAGACAGCGAACGUCUGGUAUAUCGUGGUCAGUGAGGUGUUCGAUUGUCUCAACGGACACCAAUGUAUUUUUCUGAUGAUUUUUCAUCGAUGAUCCAUCAUCUUUGUUAAUUUCUUUGCAAGAUUUUCAAGAUACUGUAAUUCGUUUUUGACGGCGAGAUAGGGACAGAAUAUGCUUAUUGUUUUUAACUGAAUGAUUCAAUGAUUCGGUGUUGGUGAAUGCAUACUUUUCGUGAACACUUCAAAUGACUUUUAUAUUGCGAUCGAUGUUUCGGAUCGAUGUAAUUUUAUGCAGCUGCCACGAUAUUCUAGCGAACGAAGGAUAAUCUGCAAUAAGGUGGGAUGAGGAAACGAGUGAAAAUUAGCAAAGAUGUACGGCCUAAUUUUAGAAAACUUGUCUGAAUAUAUACGACAGGUAUACGGAGAAGAUAGAUGGGAAGAGAUCCGACGACAAGCAGCCGUAGAUCAACCUAGUUUCAGUGUUCAUCAGGUUUACCCUGAAAACCUUAUACCAAGAUUAGCGAAGAAGGCUAUUCAGGUACUUGGCAUUACGGAAAAAGAAUUUUUCGAUCAGAUGGGUGUACACUUCGUAGGAUUCGUUGGACAGUACGGUUAUGAUCGUGUGCUUUCAGUACUUGGACGUCACGUAAGAGAUUUCCUUAAUGGAUUGGACAAUUUACACGAAUAUCUGAAAUUCUCCUACCCUAGGAUGAGAGCUCCUUCCUUUAUUUGUGAAAACGAGACGCGACAGGGGUUGACUCUCCAUUACAGGAGCAAACGACGCGGCUUCGUUUAUUACACGAUGGGUCAGAUAAGAGAGGUGGCUCGUCAUUUUUAUCACAAGGAAUUACAGAUUGAGCUGGUGCGAGAAGAAGUCCUUUUCGACACUGUGCAUGUCACGUUUCAGCUCACCUUUGAUAACAGGGCUUUUACCCAAGCAUCUUUGACGAUGACGCGCGAAGAAAAGCACCUACCGAUUGGAGCUUCCGUUUUGUUUGAGAUAUUUCCUUUUUGCAUAGUUUUCGGGUCAGACAUGAUCGUAAGGAGUAUCGGAAAUUCCUUGAUGGUGAUACUGCCCGAUCUUGUUGGUAAAAAGAUAACGCAUUUUUUCGACCUCGUCAGACCCUUAAUUGCAUUUAAAUUUCAUUCGAUUUUAAAUAGGACGAAUAAUAUUUUUGAAUUGGUAACAGUGGAACCGAUUCUAACAGAACGACCAUCCGAUCGGCGAGGAAAUGAAAUUUUAUUAAGUGACGAACUCGAUUCGAUCGAUGACAGAACAUUACGAUUAAAAGGUCAAAUGAUAUAUAUGGAUAACUGGAAGAUGAUGAUGUACCUUGGUACUCCUGUCAUGCCGGAUUUGAAUGCAUUGAUAGCAACCGGUCUUUAUAUAAAUGAUUUAUCAAUGCAUGAUUUUAGCAGAGAUUUGAUGCUUGCUGGAACGCAGCAAUCAGUGGAACUAAAGUUAGCUUUAGAUCAAGAGCAAUUGAAGAGUAAAAAGUUAGAAGAGUCUAUGAGGAAGCUUGAUGAAGAAAUGAAACGUACUGACGAACUAUUAUAUCAAAUGAUACCCAAACAAGUAGCGGAUCGUUUGAGAAAUGGAGAAAGUCCCAUAGACACGUGCGAGAUGUUUGACAGCGUAUCAAUUUUAUUCUCGGACGUAGUCACAUUCACAGAGAUUUGCAGUCGAAUUACACCGAUGGAGGUGGUGUCUAUGUUGAACGCGAUGUACUCCCUUUUCGACACAUUAACCGAAAGGAAUCGGGUGUAUAAGGUUGAAACAAUCGGAGAUGCUUAUAUGGUAGUGUCUGGUGCUCCGGUGAAAGAAAAUGAUCAUGCGGAUCGUGUCUGUGAUAUGGCACUCGAUAUGGUCGACGCGAUAACUAAUCUUAAAGAUCGCUCUACAGGUCUUCAUCUUCAAAUAAGAGUUGGAAUUCACAGCGGUGCUGUGGUGGCUGGUAUCGUAGGCUUAAAAAUGCCACGAUACUGUCUAUUCGGUGAUUCGGUAAACACAGCGUCUCGAAUGGAGGCGACUAGUCAAGCGAUGCAAAUACACAUAUCUCAAUCAACGCGAGAACUGUUAUCGCCUUCGUAUAAAGUUAAAGAACGAGGAGAAAUUGAAGUGAAAGGAAAGGGUACGAUGAAAACAUAUUGGUUAGAAAAAAGAGAGCACAGGCCAUCGUUAACGAAAGGGAUCACUAUUCAGGAACCACCCCAAUGGCAUACAAGAAACACCGAGAAAAGAGUAUCAGCUAGUACGUCAGCUGCUUCCUCAGCAGCGACUAUGUUCGAUAAUCAAAACUGUUUGGACAUGUCUUCUAGAAGAGGUUCCAAGAUAGCUUCUCCAACGCCUACCGAUUCGACCUUUCUUCUUGAAACAGAAAGAAGAAUGUAUUCGCCUAUUACGUUUCAAGACGUUGCUCGCAGAUCUGUCGCGAAUUCACCGACGAAGAACAAUGAUUCUAGGGAAUGCAGGUCAAACUCAAUGGGAGCAGUAGUGCCAAGGAACUCCGAGAUGUUCUCCCUUCUGAGCGACACGGAGGAACAUUUCCGACAGCACCGAGACAGUUUGUCUCCUCGGGUAGAAAAUCAAACUGCGGUUAUCCAAUCGAAACCGGAAGUGAACACGAAUUCCAGUUCGUCGUCGGACGAAUCUCGCGAGGACAGGGCGUGUUCGGUCGACAUAGAGGCUCCUAAACGAGAAAAGAACGACCAGUGCGAGAAGAGCAAAGAAUAUUAUUCGACGUUUCACAGCAGCGACAUCGGUAACUCCCAAUCGUUGACGCAACAGGACCAAUGUUGUCCUGGUUUCACUAUGUCGAAGAGCGGCAAAACUCGUCACCAAAACAAUGGCUGUAGCAUCGCUUAAAUCGUAUUUCGAAAGACCACGAAUGAACUCGUUAAUUUUGACUGAAAGUAAAUCCUCUACUUUCGUUGAACACUAGUAAUGAAUACUCUUCGAAUGAUUUGAAUGAUGGAGAUUGAAGAUGGUUGCUGGAUUAGGAAUUUAUUAAACCUUUGUCUGAGAGUGGAAUCUCUACUUUUCACUGGAUGAACAAAUGAUGUUUGAAUGAUGAGGAUAACCAGGAAGAAGGCUACUUUAUUAUGAGCUUGUGAUUGUUCGAACAGGUGUGAAUCGUCGAAGGAUUGUCAGUUUGAGAAGCAAUUUUUCGAAGAAGAUGCAACAUGUGAUAUAAUCUAUGGGAAACACGUUACGGACAAUUUAGAACAUUGUGAACAAAAUUCGUGUAAACGUAUAUUCGCUUUGAUUUAUUUGAAUAAUUACAGUGAAUGUUAAACUGGAUUUACACUGAUUGUGAGAUAUUGUGAAAAAUAAAAUAGAUAAAAUUUUUCAAUAUAAAAUAUUCGUAAUCCAGAUAUUCAAUAUCAAUCAUUUAAAAAUACUAGAUCAUUUGUUUAAAAAUAAUGAA